AAAUGUAGAGACCGGUCCUUUGGAUGGGACCGUAUAAACCGAGAUCUAUGGGAUCAAAGUGUUGCCGACAUGGUCAUCCCACUGAUAUUAACCUAGAAACUUUAUGGGAAGCAAAUUUAGAAAAUCUAUAUAUAAAGACACCCUCUCUGCUUUCAUUUGUGAACGAAUCGGACGAUAUGAUGAAGGACGUCUUUUUAGGAGACGAGAAUAGGUGUUUUAUUUGUCUUGAAAAUUACAAUGAUCAACAAAAUCAACCAAUUAUAAUGCCCUGUGGUCACAUCGUGUGCAACAAGUGCCUCAUUCAGUUAGCAAAGACAUUCCAAUACGAAGAACUAAAAUGUCCACUAGAUAAUAAAAUACAUAAGGUUAAACGAAGCAAGAGAGGAGGACACCAAGACCAAGCCAGUAUCCUUUCUCAAGGAAGUUCAGUGGUACGAGAAGCAAUUCCGGUUGAAGAAGUGGAUAUCCUUUCUCAAAGAAGUUCAGCGGUACGAGAAGCUAUUCUGGUUGAAGAAGUGCCCAAUUUCAUGUCUGUUGGUUCAUCUUCAAGCUUUAACGGAGAAGACGUGCCCCCUUCUAGACAAAACGUGACAGAUGAAAGAAAGAUAUCUGUCACUCAUGUGCCUCAGACUCAGCAUGUGACAGCUGACGUCCACGAUGACAAUGGUUUAUAUGUUAAUUCUAUGAAUCAAUUAUUUCCUAAUAUUCCUUUAUCAACCUCGAGAGUUUUUGGUCGUGAUGCUGCUAAGAAUCAACACAGCAGAAAUAGCUUUUCCAUGUCAGGAAUCCCAAAACAUUCUUCACCCGGAAAUAUUCGUGUAAAUAUAAGCAAUCAGAAUCAUGCAAUUAAUGUUUUAAAUUCCUCUAUGUGUUAUAAUGAUGAUUGGAUACUAGAGCCUAAGCCAGACUAUCCUAGUGAUUCAAGUGAGGAUGAAGAUAUGUCCCAGAGGUGAUAGAGUAGAAUUAACGUUUUUUCUACAUCCUUAAGGACAGAUGAUACAAACAUUUUCUUUCUUUAGAGGAGAUAUAUAUCAUGUCAAAGGGUUAAAAAAGUGGAUAAUUCUUAAAAAUUUUUCUCUUCAGAACU
Messenger RNA from Saccostrea cuccullata (small rock oyster), 1087 nucleotides. RefSeq lists its product as uncharacterized. The transcript is spliced from 3 exons. NCBI's taxonomy places the organism in Eukaryota, Metazoa, Mollusca, Bivalvia, Ostreida, Ostreidae. Bases 24 to 953 code for a protein of 309 amino acids. The record is from RefSeq and is a predicted model, not a curated record.